CCUAAACCGAUUUAAGAAAUCACUUUCCCUGCAAACAUAAGAACAAAAAACUCAAGAGUACCAAAUUGCAGAGUUACCAUUUUGAUUUCGGGUCCCCGCGUUUUCCGCUUCGGAGCAGUAUUUCACUAUUUCUCACCUUCGUUCACAGACAAACACUGCAUUUGUAGAGCGCCCAUCUUUUACCCGCCUGGUUAUCCUACUCAAUUUCGGUGAACAAAAAGCUGCUGUUUUCUUGAUUUACACCCAUCUUCUUGAUUUUACUCGGUUCUUGACGGGCUGUCCCUCUAAUUUAGUGCGAGCCCAUUAAAUUUCACCAACUUUUUUAGGCAUUUGAAGCAAGAAUUGGAACACUUUGUGCAUAAUGAACGCCCCCAUCAUCGACCCACUACAAGGAGAUUUUCCUGAAGUAAUUGAAGAGUAUUUGGAGCAUGGAAUAAUGAAAUGCAUUGCCUUUAACAGGCGAGGAACCCUGCUUGCUGCUGGGUGCUCUGAUGGAAGCUGUGUUGUAUGGGAUUUCGAAACCAGAGGCAUCGCCAAAGUAUUGAAGGACAAGGACUUAAUUGCCGCCAUAACUAGCGUUUGCUGGUCCAAGUAUGGACACUGCAUACUCGUGUCAGCUGCAGACAAGUCCUUGACUCUAUGGGAUGUUGUCAAAGGAGAGAAAAUAGCUCGAACAACAAUACAACAGAUGCCUCUCCAGGCUCGUCUCCAUCCUGGUUCCUCCACACCAUCUAUCUGCUUGGCUUGUCCUUUCUCUUCAGCCCCUUUGAUCGUUGACUUGCGUACAUCGAUCUCUACAGUGCUCCCCGUCUCACUAUCAGACGCAGGAAAUGGCUAUGGCAAUGGCAAUGGUAAUGGUAAUAGUAAUGGUAAUGGUGCCCUUUCAUCACGUAACAAGUUUUCGGAUGGAUCCCCUGCUUUUUCGCCUACUGCAGCGUGCUUUAACAAGCGUGGGGACUUGGUUUAUGUGGGGAAUUCCAAAGGAGAGAUACUUAUUGUAGACCACAACAGCAUGAAGAUACGUGGUUUUGUGCCCAUUGCAGGGAGUGGAGUGAUUAAAAACAUCUCGUUCAGCAGGAAUGGUCAGUAUCUCCUGACGAAUUCAAACGACAGAACUAUUAGAAUUUAUGAAAAUCUUUUACCCGUCAAAGGCGGGCUUCAAGCCCUGGAUGAACUAAGCAAACAACUCGUCGAGCAAGAUGAAAUCGAGAAGCUGAAGGGUGUCGGGUCGAGGUGUCUGGCUCUGUUUCGUGAGUUUCAAGACUCGGUCACAAGAGUGCACUGGAAAGCCCCGUGCUUUAGUGGUGAUGGGGAGUGGGUAGUUGGAGGUUCUGCUAACAAAGGAGAGCACAAGAUGUAUAUAUGGGACAGGGCAGGGCAUCUCGUGAAAAUUCUCGAGGGUCCGAAGGAAGCUUUGAUAGAUCUUGCGUGGCAUCCCAUUCACCCUAUUGUUGCUUCUGUCUCCCUUACGGGCUUGGUUUAUAUUUGGGCCAAGGACUACACUGAGAAUUGGAGCGCUUUUGCCCCGGAUUUCAAGGAGCUCGAGGAAAAUGAGGAAUAUGUGGAGCGAGAAGAUGAGUUCGAUUUAGUGCCUGAAACAGAAAAAGGGGAUGGCAGUCGGUCUGUAUCUCCUUUUUCAGAGGAGGCAGUGCAGAAUGGUCAUCUAACAAACAAUGAAUCCAGUCCCCUUGAAGAUGACACAGGAGAAACACAUACAAAGAGAAAGAGGAAGCCUUCUGAGAAAGUAGUGGAAUUUGAUGCAGAUUUUGAUGAAAAGCCAAUAACCAAAAACAAAGCAUCAGGUAAUGCAUCAUGAGGAUACCCCCAGCAAGAAAAAAGAACUGCGGAUAACAAUUAGUGGUUUACACAAGCAAUCACAUAAAGUUCGUUUGUGCAUCAACAAUUUUCAUUAGUGGAUGAUGAUUAAUGCUACUGAUAGGUGGUUCAUGCGGUGAAUUCAAUAAAGCUCUUUGACUUGCUGGAACUUUUGUGAAGAACAGCAUAUAACAGGCCAGACAUUCAACCUGUUAUCCAAGUUGUACCUAGGAUGGUGUUUUCUGAAGUAGUCUUUUAGAAAGUUCAUUCUUGUACAUUUACUAGGACCUGAACCAUGAAUGAUUAUUGUUACUUUUGGUGUUUGGAUAACUCUUGCAUUGAAGGAUUAACUUAAGAGAGUAUCAACUAUCAAGUGCUGGAUAAUACUGCCACAGAUGUAUUAUACUGGUGAUUUCUAUUGAAGAUCUGCACUUUUUUUUUUAAGUAUCAUUUCUGUUUUAUGUAUUAAAUUUUCAAGGUGAA
This is a messenger RNA of Striga asiatica, 2298 nucleotides long. Lineage: Eukaryota; Viridiplantae; Streptophyta; Magnoliopsida; Lamiales; Orobanchaceae. The record is from the annotation of a GenBank genome assembly.